AUGCUGGGGGUCUCCAUCCUCCAGACUGUCCCUGUCCCAACCACAGGCACCACGAACCCACCACCCCAGCGGGUGAACGGCAGCUUGGGGGGGUCUGUGCUUCUCUCCCCACUCCUGCUCCCCAACGAGACAUGGAACGAGACCGAGUGGAGCUUCUCAGGUGACACCAGGCCUACCAUCCAAGUGGCAAAGGUUGGCCCCGAUGGCUUCAAGCGCCCCAACCCCAAGGACCGGUUCAAAAAUCGGCUGAAGAUGCUCAACCAGACGACGGUGAAGAUUGAGCCCCUGGAACUGGGGGACAGUGGGGUCUACAAGGCUCAGAUCUUACUGGACACGGCGGAGGUGAUGGAGCAAUCCUUUAUCCUCUCCAUCUACGGCACCACGAACCCACCACCCCAGCGGGUGAACGGCAGCUUGGGGGGGUCUGUGCUUCUCUCCCCACUCCUGCUCCCCAACGAGACAUGGAACGAGACCGAGUGGAGCUUCUCAGGUGACACCAGGCCUACCAUCCAAGUGGCAAAGGUUGGCCCCGAUGGCUUCAAGCGCCCCAACCCCAAGGACCGGUUCAAAAAUCGGCUGAAGAUGCUCAACCAGACGACGGUGAAGAUUGAGCCCCUGGAACUGGGGGACAGUGGGGUCUACAAGGCUCAGAUCUUACUGGACACGGCGGAGGUGAUGGAGCAAUCCUUUAUCCUCUCCAUCUACGGGCCACUGGGAGAGCUGGAGAUCAAGCCCCAUCUUCUCUCCCUCACCACCCAUGGGUGCAACCUCACCCUGAGGUGCCAGGUGCCAGCGGACAAAGAUGUUGAGGUCACCUGGGAGCCCAGGCCACCCUGGGGACACCUCUGUGGGGACAACCAGACCCUGUGCCUGGAUGUGCCCCCCAGCACCUUCAGCUCCAUGGUCACCUGCACGGCCCAGAACCCCAUCGAGAAGAAGAACAUCUCCAUCCCCCUGGACAACGUGUGCAAGGGGGGCUGGGAUAUGUGGCUGGUGUGCCUGGUGGUGGUGGCGGUGGCGGUGGUAGCCCUGCUCGGUGGCGUCUGGCUGUGGAGGAAGAAGAGGAGGAGGAGGAAGAAGAAAAGAGCGGAGGGAGGGGGCUGGAAGAGGUGGCUGGUGUGCCUGGUAGUGGUGGCGGUGGCGGUGGUAGCCCUGCUCGGUGGCGUCUGGCUGUGGAGGAAGAAGAGGAGGAGGAGGAAGAAGAAAAGAGCGGAGGGAGGGGGCUGGGAUAUGUGGCUGGUGUGCCUGGUGGUGGUGGCGGUGGCGGUGGUAGCCCUGCUCGGUGGCGUCUGGCUGUGGAGGAAGAAGAGGAGGAGGAGGAAGAAGAAAAGAGCGGAGGGAGCUGGAUCCCUGCACAUCUGCUCCCCAUAUGCUAAUACCCCUGCACAUCUGGCACCCCGCACAUCGGACCCCCAUAUAGCAGGUCCCCGCAUGCUAAUCCCCCCGCACAUCUGGCUCCCUGCACAUUGGACCCCCAUAUAG
This is a messenger RNA of Calidris pugnax (ruff), 1482 nucleotides long. RefSeq lists its product as uncharacterized. The record is from RefSeq and is a predicted model, not a curated record. The transcript has 7 exons. Bases 1 to 1482 code for a protein of 493 amino acids. NCBI's taxonomy places the organism in Eukaryota, Metazoa, Chordata, Aves, Charadriiformes, Scolopacidae.